Molecule: messenger RNA, 1358 nt
Organism: Hippocampus zosterae (dwarf seahorse)
Lineage: Eukaryota; Metazoa; Chordata; Actinopteri; Syngnathiformes; Syngnathidae
Gene: clic3
Product: chloride intracellular channel 3
Exons: 7
Coding region: 250-1008 (252 amino acids)
Source: RefSeq, a predicted model, not a curated record
UUUUCUUGAAUAUGCUGCAAAGCAGAGAGUAGAGAACCAGAUUUACAGGUCGUACAGGUAUGGCUGGGAGGAGCCGUGGAUUAUCAGGUGUGGUUUGCCACCAACCAAAUACCAGCAGCGCACCGACGACAAACAGCCAACAGCGGAAAGUUGCCUUGAAACGCCACAAGUGUGGAGUGGAAUAAAACAUCAACCCGUGGCCGGUGCGACAUCCCCUAGCGUGUGCCUGUAGGAACGGAAGAAUUGUGCAUGCAGAGGGGACAGAUGGCCCAACGAAGGGAGGAAAGUAAGGGUGACGAUCCGAAGAUUGAACUCUUUGUCAAGGCCAGCAGUGAUGCCGAAAGUGUGGGCAACUGUCCUUUCUCUCAGAGACUCUUCAUGAUUCUCUGGUUAAAAGGGGCCAAAUUUCUACUCACCACAGUAGACAUGAAAAGAUCCCCGGAUGUGCUGAAGGAGUUGGCUCCGGGCUCUCAGCCUCCGUUUCUGGUCUUCAACGAUGAAGUCAAAACGGACGUGAAUAAAAUCGAGGAGUUCCUGGAGGAGAGAUUAGCACCGCCCAAGUACCCCAAAUUGUGCUGUCGAUACAAGGAGUCCCUGUCAGUUGGAGAAGACGUCUUCCGCAAAUUCUCCGCAUAUAUUAAGAAUUCCAUCCCUGGAUUAAAUGACAUGUUGGAGAAGAAAUUCCUGUCAACCUUGGUGAAGCUCAACAUGUACUUUAUGACGCCUCUCCCUCACGAGUUGGACCAGAACCCGAACCUCACAGAAUCUUCGCGCCCCUACCUGGAUGGAGACUCUCUCACUUUGGCCGACUGCAACCUGCUUCCCAAACUCAACAUUGUCAAGGUGGUGUGCAAGGUGUACCGCAACUUUGACAUCCCCCCUGAACUGAAAGGCCUCACUCGGUACCUGGACAACGCCUACAAAAAGGAUGAGUUUCGCCUGAGUUGCCCAAAGGACAUCGAGGUCCUCCUCGCGUACAAAUCUGUGGCAAAGUAUCUCAAUAAAUAGAAGACCGGAUAAAGAGGUUAUACAGGGUGUCCCAAAAGUAAAUCUACACAUCCUUUAUGAAUUUUUGGUUGUCUGCACUUGACAGCUUAAGGGGUUUACAAGUUUUCGAAAGCAGGAAAUCCUUACUUUGUCCUUUGGCUCAACCAGUUGACAAUGGCGCUUGCGCUGCAAGUCACACUGAAUUCAACGCGGCGGGUUUCUUGAAGCAGGAUUUCGUGUUGAAUGACCUUUCGGACACCCUUUGUAAGAUAUUGCUUACAACUGUCAGUUUAGCUUCAAAACCCACAGACCUACUUUUAAAUGUCUUCAUGUGUACAUGCUGCAUUAACUAUUAAAAUCCUAUGGUGUUA